Molecule: messenger RNA, 489 nt
Organism: Penicillium lagena
Lineage: Eukaryota; Fungi; Ascomycota; Eurotiomycetes; Eurotiales; Aspergillaceae
Exons: 1
Coding region: 1-489 (162 amino acids)
Source: RefSeq, a predicted model, not a curated record
AUGAGGUGCCCUAGCUCUAACCAAGGGCACAUGGUAGAAGAUCGACGGAUUUGGCAGUUCGCCCUGCGCGAAUUGUUGGAGAAAUGGGCCGUCGGGGGUUUUCCAGGUAAUAAGCCACACGUUCAGGGACUGCCGAUUGACGAUCGUUUGCUGAUCCCCGUUCCCGCCGUUUUUGGCGACUCGACCGAGUGCCCGAUGCUGGUCCGCCCAAUGAGGAGUGUCCUCGAUAGCAUUUCCCACAAAGAAACCAUGGAUCAGCUCGGCUCCUUGGUGAUCGGAUCAACAGAUACCGAUCGAGUCGGCCAGAAGGAAUCGGCAUCUAGACAUGAUGUACGAUGCCGGACGAUCUGCACGUUCUUUUCAGGAUGUCCCGGAUCGUGUAUCCGGAGAUCGAUCCGGUUGGGAAUCUUGGAGACAUCAGUAUCUAUGACGCAUAGUGACCGACCCGAGUGCUUCAGUUCCCGGUGUCGGGCGCUUGCUGGCCAGUGA